GUGCUUAAAAACCAGGUUGCGCUUGAGAGCAUAAAAACCCAAGUAUCAAGGAAGAGUACAGACAUUUGCGACCCGUCCCGCUAAACUCAUCAUUUCGAAACCAGUCCAUUAUAAUCAUAGUUCGUGGACAGUCCCUAUCCCAUGAUAAAAUAAAUUUAUUUAUUUAUUUUAUCAUGCCCUAUUCAUUCUUCUAUUAUCUAUGGUGAGAAAGCAUUUUGCUCUAAUACCGUGUUUGUGGUUUACCAACGGUUACCGAUUGAAUCAUUAUAAAGCACGCGCGUUGGGCUGUCCAGAGGUGGGGAUUAAAAGAUAUCACGUGAGUUAUGUUCAGAUUUUAUUAUGCGAUUUUUUCAGUUAAAAAUUAAAUUUAUGUUAAAUACUGACUAAACGGGUGUAACUAUCGGUCGAGUACGAUAAUCUCGUUCAGUGUUCAAUUUGUGGUUGUUAAUAGUAUUUUCAUACAUUUUGAAGUAUUACGUAAAAUUGUUCGUUAUUAUACCAAGAAACCAGUAAAACGUCGGAUAUGUUGGGAGGUGGAUUGUUUACCAAUAAGGCAGUGACAGCGCCCGCCAACCCCAAUAAAGACUUUGAAGUUACCCAGCCUCCUGAUGACACCGUUUCAGUGUUGGAAUUCAGUCCAGCUACAAUGCAGCAAAAUUUUCUCAUCGCUGGUAGCUGGGAUAACAGCGUGCGUUGUUGGGAAGUUGAACAAAGUGGAAAAACAGUACCGAAAUCCAUGCAGUCUAUGUCAAUGCCUAUCUUAGAUGCUUGCUGGAGUGAUGAUGGCACCAAAGUUUUUAUGGCUUCUUGUGAUAAGCAAGUUAAAUGCUGGGAUUUGGGAAGUAAUCAGAUGGUGCAAGUAGCAGCUCAUGAUGCACCUGUUAAAACUUGUCAUUGGAUCAAGGCUCCAACAUACACAUGUCUUAUGACUGGAUCAUGGGAUAAGACAUUAAAAUUUUGGGAUGUUAGGAGUUCCAAUCCUAUGAUGACCAUUAAUCUGCCAGAAAGAGCUUAUUGUGCUGAUGUAGAUUAUCCUAUGGCAGUUAUCGGUACUGCCUCAAGAGGUAUAGUUGUAUAUAAAUUGGAGGGAAAGCCUGAAAUGGUAAAAACUGUGGAAUCGCCUCUUAAAUAUCAACACCGAUGUGUAGCAAUAUUUAGAGAUAAAAAAAAACAGUCUCCUACUGGUUUUGGAUUAGGGAGUGUUGAAGGUCGUGUAGCUAUUCAUUAUAUACAACCUCAAAGCUCUAAAGACAACUUUACUUUUAAAUGUCACCGUCAAAAUAACACUGGCACUAUGAAUGUCCAAGACAUAUAUGCUGUCAAUGACAUUAAAUUUCAUCCAGUCCAUGGUACUUUAGCAACUGUGGGUUCUGAUGCUACUUUUGCAUAUUGGGACAAAGAUGCACGCACAAAAUUGAAAUCGUCUGAAGCACUUGACCAACCCAUCACUAAAUGUUGUUUCAACAGCAAUGGUCAAAUAUUUGCUUAUAGCAUAGGCUAUGACUGGUCAAAGGGUCAUGAGUAUAAUAAUCCAGCUAAAAAGCCACAGAUAUUCUUAAAGCCAUGUUUCGAGGAUCUUAAACCUAAGAGUAGUAAUUAA
This is a messenger RNA of Sipha flava (yellow sugarcane aphid), 1600 nucleotides long. It is a transcript of the gene Rae1, whose product is annotated as mRNA export factor. Gene Ontology annotation, cellular component: nuclear pore. The coding region runs from base 524 to 1600 and encodes 358 amino acids. Gene Ontology annotation, biological process: transcription-dependent tethering of RNA polymerase II gene DNA at nuclear periphery; RNA export from nucleus. The transcript is spliced from 8 exons. The record is from RefSeq and is a predicted model, not a curated record. Gene Ontology annotation, molecular function: ubiquitin binding; RNA binding. NCBI's taxonomy places the organism in Eukaryota, Metazoa, Arthropoda, Insecta, Hemiptera, Aphididae.